Molecule: messenger RNA, 1893 nt
Organism: Cricetulus griseus (Chinese hamster)
Lineage: Eukaryota; Metazoa; Chordata; Mammalia; Rodentia; Cricetidae
Source: RefSeq, a predicted model, not a curated record
AUUUCAGACCUGCCAAAAAACCAACUCAGCUGAAGAGAAGUGUGUCAGCGACAGAUCCCAGCACAGGACACAAGCUGAGCCCGGUGAGCCCUCCAGUUGUGGAGACUUGUACCAAUGUUGGGGCAGCAUGCCUGGAGAGCCAACCACUGUUGGAUGACAGCACAGCCGGGAAUCCUUUGACCCCCAGGGAACCUCCAGAGCCCCGGGUAUCCACCACAGAACACACUAAUAAUAGAAUUGAGAAAAUCUACAUCAUGAAGGCUGACACAGUGAUUGUGGGCUCUGUAAAGACCGAAGUCCCUGAGGGCCGGGCUCCAGCAGGGUCUACGGAGCCUGAGUGGGAAGCUGAAUUGGAAGUGGAUCACACCCCUCACUACCCUGAGCAGGAGACAGAGCCACCUCUGGGCAGCUGCACUGAGGUCAUGUUCUCAGUGGAGGAAGGAGGAAAAGAGGACCACGAGCCCACGACUGUCUCUGAGAAGUGAUGCCCAGUGUUAGCUGGGGCUAGAGAGCAGCUGAGUAUUCCCUAGAGACCAGGUUAGCUCCAAGCUGGGAAGCUAAUGUGGCUUGAACUAAGGCCCCAGAAUCCGGUGGUAGCCCAGAAAGAAGCCUUCAGCUGCUGCCAAGAGCAUUGGCUCUUGUGCCCCAGGAGUGGGCACUCGCUGUCAGGCUAGUGUCUGCCAAGGGAGAAGACACCUUGCCCAUACUCUUGUGCCCUGCCUUCCCUCCCUGGGUCUCAAGUGAUGGCUUUACUGACAUGCUACCAGCCUUCAGUUGCUGUCCACAUGGCCCCCUGUGGGAACAGAUACAGCACCUGUUGGUCCUACUCCUGAGGCAAAGGGAAGUUAAAGGGGUGAUGCUUGCUCGUUACCACUGGCCCUGUGACAGCCUGCAUCCAUCACACAGAACUCUGUACCACAGGGAGUCUACAAUGAGAGUCUCCCAGCCGACCUCCCUGGUCUGAAGUCUACAAAAUGGGCCAUCGAGAACUCAUUGUCCUCGGAUGACCCUACCAUGAAGCCUCUUGGAACCCACAUAUCUUUGCCACCCCCCCAAGAAGCUGCAGUGACCCCCCCCAGUGCUGCUAGAAACUCUGCUUUGUCCACAGACUUCCUGUCACAUGGAGGUGGGAGUGCUGCCGUCCUGGGGGGUCCUCUGUUCUACUCUAGAAGUGAAGAAGCAUCGUCCCCAAGCCACCAGGAUCAGGCCUGGUAUCUAGCACCCCUGCCCUAGCAGGUUGUUGGAGGCAGCCUGGUCACACUGCUUGCCAUACUCUGUCCCCACUGGGAGGAAGCAAUACUGGGGGACACACCUGGAGUUCUGCUCUUAAUUGUUUUGUUUUUUUUUUUCUUUUUGAGGUGCUGGGAAUUGCGCCUAUGGCCUUGAACAUGCCAGGCAAAUGUUGCAGGGGUGAUUUAUAUCCUCAGCCCCAGCAUUUCAUACUAAGUACUAAAGCUUCUGUGACUCCCAGCCUGGCUUGCUCCCAGGGACUUGAGGCCUCUUCUAACAAACAAGCAGCCGACUGGUCUGUGGCAGCCUGGGGACUCUGGACUUACCCUUGGGCCAGGCAGGGAGAGUUCUGUUUACUCACCAGCUGCUCGCUCUCUGGAGGAAGCUGGGGCCCUGUAAGGAAUCAGGAGGGGAAGUUUCUGAAACUCUCUGGAUCUUUGGGGGAAAGUUGGAGCAGCUGGGUGCCACCAGAGGCCUUAUACCAGGGUCUGGAUACUGGCCAGAAGGGAUGUGUGUAGGGGUUGAAUAGUUGCCCAAUUGCCUUGUGCAAGGACACAGUGGGCGUGUGGGAAUACACAGUGACCCUAAAGCCAUGUCAUGAUGACCACAUGGAUGCUACACUCCUGAGUGGAAGAUAUUGCCAAACACACACACACACACACA